Molecule: messenger RNA, 1398 nt
Organism: Knipowitschia caucasica
Lineage: Eukaryota; Metazoa; Chordata; Actinopteri; Gobiiformes; Gobiidae
Source: the annotation of a GenBank genome assembly
AUGUCCUGUCCACCGCAGGAGCUCGUGAGGAAGCCACACCGCUCACGCAGGGCAAAACAGAGCCAGGGAGGGCGUCUGGACACCGGGUCAGCGCCGAACAGCGAGCAGCCCCCUCCGGAGAAGAUGGCACACCUCCAGAGCCUCCAGAACCAGAACUCGCGUCUGGACCCGGAGGAGUACUUCACCAAACAGGAGCGCAUCGGCAAAGGCUCGUUCGGAGAGGUCUACAAAGGCAUCAACAACCGCACCAAGGAAGUGGUGGCCAUCAAGAUCAUCGACCUGGAGGAGGCGGAGGACGAGAUCGAAGACAUCCAGCAGGAGAUCACGGUGCUCAGCCAGUGCGACAGCCCCUUCGUCACCAAAUACUACGGAUCCUAUCUAAAGGGAACAAAAUUAUGGAUUAUCAUGGAGUAUUUAGGCGGUGGUUCUGCUUUAGAUUUGCUGCGGCCUGGGCCUUUGGAGGAGACGUACAUCGCGACGAUUCUGAGGGAGAUCCUGAAGGGGCUGGAGUACCUGCACUCAGAACGCAAGAUCCACAGAGAUAUAAAAGCUGCUAACGUGCUGUUGUCGGAGCAGGGGGAGGUGAAGCUAGCCGACUUCGGCGUGGCGGGGCAGCUCACCGACACGCAGAUCAAGAGGAACACGUUUGUGGGGACUCCCUUUUGGAUGGCCCCGGAGGUCAUCAAGCAGUCGGCGUAUGACUUUAAGGCUGAUAUCUGGUCACUGGGCAUCACGGCGAUAGAGUUGGCCAAAGGGGAACCGCCCAACUCUGAGCUUCACCCAAUGAGAGUGCUGUUCCUGAUCCCCAAGAACACACCCCCGACGCUGGAGGGCCCCUACAGCAAACCCUUCAAGGAGUUUGUGGAAUCGUGUCUAAAUAAAGACCCGCGAUUUAGACCGACGGCCAAAGAGCUCCUGAAGCACAAGUUCAUCACACGCUACACGAAGAAGACGUCCUACCUGACGGAGCUCAUCGACCGCUACAGACGCUGGAAAUCUGAAGGUCACGGAGAAGAGUCCAGCUCUGACGACUCAGACAUGGACGCUGAUGAUGGAGAGCCUGGUCCCAUGUGGUCUUUCCCGACAGUGAGACCCUCCACCCUCAGCUCGCUGCAGCAGGGCUACCCCCACACGGACCGCGAGAAUCUUCCUGGAGAGUCUGUUCUACGGCAGCCAAAAUCCCAGUGUUUAUCUGCUUUGGUCACGCCCAUCUUCAGAGAGCUGAAGGAGAAGCGGCGAGCGAGCGGAGGCGGCGUGGGAGCCAUCGAGGAGCUGGAGAACGCCUUUAACCUGGCAGAAGAGUCCUGUCCAGGCAUCUCCGACAGACUGGUCACGCACAUGAUGGAGCGAGUGUGCAGGUUUUCUCUGAACGGUAACUCCGCCCCUUCCUCACGAUGA